Paramuricea clavata is the source of this 245-nucleotide messenger RNA. The record is from the annotation of a GenBank genome assembly. Lineage: Eukaryota; Metazoa; Cnidaria; Anthozoa; Malacalcyonacea; Plexauridae.
GUGAUAUUUUGGAUCAACUUAAUUGGCCAGCUGGUAGCGUACAUGAUGCCAGAAUAUUCGACAAUAGUCGCAUAUGUGCACAGUUUGAACGUGGUGAUAUCCAGGGUAUAUUACUUGGUGAUAACGGUUAUCCAUGCCGUCAAUAUCUAAUGACACCAGUAAUUGAUCGCAAACCCGACCGCAACGCAGAUAUAAUGUUGCACAAAUACGUACGUACACGAAACACGGAUGUUUGGGACCAGUGA